GGGAGAGGGAGAGAGAGAAGGACAGACAUCACUGCACCGAGGGGAGGAGAAACACGCUCCGGACGUACAGCAACCCCACAGCCUCACCAGCCACUGUCACAAUACAUUCUUGAGAUUGUGUGGAAGAUGCAUGCCUUCAUAAGAGGAACGACAGUAGAGGACAACAGCUCUCCAACCUCUUAAAGGACGUUUUUGCACAAAGGAAAAGCCUGCAGCUGUAUACAAGAACAGUGGAAAACCUGCUGCUAAAAUCAUGAGUGAGGCAAAGAAAGGCGAGCUGGCCAUUCGGGAUAAAGCAAUUCUGCACCAGCAAAGGAGACUCAAACAAGCCACCCAGUUCACACACAAGGAUUCAGCUGACCUCCUGCCACUGGAUGGACUCAAGCGACUGGGGACGUCCAAGGACUUGCAACCUCAUAGCAUCGUCCAGCGGCGCUUACUGGAGGGGAACAUCACAAAGCUCAAGGGAGAGGCUCGGGAUGCAAACACCAGGGUCCGGUCCCCUCUAGCUGACACCAAUGACAAACCCACCGCAGAAGCAGAGGAGCGUAGUGAGAGCACGGCAGACGACUCCACCGAAGAACGUGAGUCUCUGGAGGAGAGCGAGAGAAGUCUGCGCUCAGAUGAAGAGGAUGACUGCAGUGAAGCUGGGGCCAGACAAACAGUGGAGAAAAGUGAACUAACCAACCUACAGGUCCAAUGUAAGUGCUGUGAGGCUGACGUCAGGGUGUCCAUCAACACUGGCAGCCAACACAACCACAUCUCCAGCUCCUGCUGCCAUCGGCUUGGAUUGGUGCCCACUAAAGAUGGCUCCCCGUGUGGUGUGAGCAGUUCAGUCACAGGUCUGAGGCUACAGAUGGGCUCCAAGAUGCUCCAGUGUUCAGCCGAUGUACAAGACGAUGAGACGUUUGAGCUGUGCCUUGGUCUUCAGACUCUUAUGGAACUUAAAUGCUGCUUGGACCUGAAUAGUCGGGUGUUGAAGUUGGGGGGCUGCAGUGAUGAGCUGCCCUUCCUAGACCCCUCGUGUGACGCUCAGUACCAACACGACUCCAAUAAAAACCUGUGAGCCUCUCCGGACACUGCUGACCGCUGUCUCCUCACUGCUCAGUCAUGUGGUACGAUGGAGGACAUCUUUUCGCCAAAAUGUUGUGAUAGCCUUUCUGUUGAGUUUACAUCAUUGUAUUUGUACAACUCACUACAGUUUUUGCUCUAAAGAACAACAAUAAAUACAAUAAACCUUAACAAAAGGCUAUGGGCAAUGCCUUUGAGUCUAAAACUGCUCUUUAUUAUUCGAAUAAUCUUCCUUACUGUAACCAAUGAAAAUAACUGUAUCUGAGCAAUUCAUGAUUUAAAGAUGCACUAUAACUUUUUGAGUGAUGAGCCUGCCACCUGCUUGUCUCCGGAUGUUAUUGCUUUGCUUGUACUGUAUAUGUGUUACAACUCUUCAUAAAGACAAGCAAAUGGUGGAGCCUCCACUAGAAACGUUAAAUAAUGCACCUCUAAACAAACUUGUAAUGAAUUAACAUAAAACUAAUUGAUUUGGAAACCGUCUUUUAUUUAUCAAGUUCUAUUGUAUGAGGAAAACCUUUUCCUAGAUUAAAAUGUUCCUGUUGGUCCUCAGGGUGCCGUUUACAGCGUUCCAAUGAAGUCUUGUAAGUGCGUAUAAGGCUACCUCGAGUAACAAUUCAAAUCGGAUGAUGCAUUUGUUGCUUUAUCAAGGCCUUUCUCUAGUCCUUAAAGAUCCCAGUUCCUUGUGAGCACACUGGUACUUUGGACAAUUGAUUAGAUUCAUAGACUAAAUGUGUUUUCUCCAAACCCUCUAUUUUUUUAAGCAAAUGCAAUGUUCCACCUGCAUGACUUUGUGGAGUUCUGCCAUUGUACAGAUCUGCAUGUUUGUGUACCAGUGUGACUGUUAACAGAGACUGUAAGAAGUGCUUUGAAGUUUUCUUUCUGUAAGAGGACGUUGCUGACUUUAAUUUGAAGGAGCUUUCCACGUACAUUUGUUGAAACCCAAGACAACUGCAAUACUACAAUUGAUACUUUGCAGUGACAUCAGGCUAGGCGUGUUCUGCAUUUAUGUGUAUGGCAGGAUGUUUAGCAGUUACCAUGGUGACGUAGUGCACACAUUAGCAAACUAUCUGAAAGUCUGAAAAAUCAAGAAAAAAUACAAAAUGGAUUUAAACAACACAUUUCAGGAGCCUAUGACAAAUACAAGUGUUCAUGGUUCAGUUUAGGUGUUUUAAAUAAAAAUGCGAAUGAGAGAGACUAACUAAACAACUUUUGGUCUAUGCUAGGUAACUUGUGACUGUAAUGUUAUUUGAGAGGGACUUCUUUAACAGUAAAAUUCAUCUCACCUCUGGCAAUUUCUUCUAAGUCAGUUAUUUGUGAGUAGGCCGUGUUAAAAUAAAGCUCAGUCUAACAAAGCCUCAGACAGAGCACGCUUACAGGUAGUAUCACACCAGCAGGGAAUGUUGAUGACAUCAGCUGCAAAGUAUCAAUACAACAUAAUCUAAUUUGAGUCAUGUUCAGACAUUUUUGAAUUGUCCUUUUCAAAUAAUCUGUUUUGAAGAAAUCCUAGAACACUUAUUGAUGCCUAAGUCUAAGUAAAUUAUUGUUCUAAUAAAUUCCAUGUGUUAUAUAAUAAUGCAAAUUCUCCAUCAAUCAAGAAGAUUGUCUGUAAACUGCCCUGUGUCUGUAGAGAGAAAAAAAUAACAACUUUUUAUAUUGCCUUAUUAUAAUUUGUGUUCAACAUUGGCAAACCAGCUGCCAAACACCAAUCCACUGCCUUCUUUCACAGUUCUGACUCUCAACUGAUCUGAUCCAUUUUGAACUUCUAUUUUACGUUCUUUCCAACACAAGUAAUUUAUGAAUAGUAUAUCUAAACAAUAAUUAAAGUUACAAGCAACACCACUAAGACUGACCUAAACAUCUAUUUUUGAAACAUAUGCACCAUGCAUGUGUUUCAAAAAUGGUGUCACAAUGUUAAAACUAGUAUUGGGUUUCCACAAUCAUUGUAUUUUUGGGUUUUAAUGCAGUUGACCAGUUGAGAACUAUAUUUGUAUUUGAACAAAGACUCCAACUCCUUUCUGUGCCAAAUCUCUUAUAGGCUAUGACAGGGGUUUCUAAUGGAUAAUAUGCACCUUGUUUUUCAUUAUAAUAUGAAUUUUAUGACACUGUUCAUUAUGAGUGAUACAAACACACUGCUUCAGUGCCACCUUUCCUGCCUCACUACUGAGGCUAUCAAAAACAACACACUCUACAUCUAAGUAUGCUACAGAAAUCAUGUGAUAAUAUUGCAAGGGCCAUCCUUAUAAAUUUGCAUAUGUUUAUUUGAUUGUUAAUGUAGUGAUCUUAUAUGUGAGAGAGGAACCAGUCUAUAACAGAAAUUUAUUUUUGGUGUUUCUGUUCCUCUAAACAGUAUUUUCUUUGCCUAUAUUAAAAAUGUAUUCUGUCUA
Molecule: messenger RNA, 3455 nt
Organism: Periophthalmus magnuspinnatus
Lineage: Eukaryota; Metazoa; Chordata; Actinopteri; Gobiiformes; Gobiidae
Gene: nrip2
Product: nuclear receptor interacting protein 2
Exons: 7
Coding region: 254-1066 (270 amino acids)
Source: RefSeq, a predicted model, not a curated record